Messenger RNA from Penicillium chermesinum, 255 nucleotides. RefSeq lists its product as uncharacterized. The transcript has a single exon. The record is from RefSeq and is a predicted model, not a curated record. Lineage: Eukaryota; Fungi; Ascomycota; Eurotiomycetes; Eurotiales; Aspergillaceae. Bases 1 to 255 code for a protein of 84 amino acids.
AUGCCUGCAGAUGCGCCGUACAAGAACGCCCACUCGCCUCCCAUACCACGCACCUCUGCUCUUCAGGGACCGGCCUGCCAGACUGCCGGAUCAUACUUGGCGCUGGACAUUCAUGCUCGAUCAACGAACUCCGGAACCCCCCUAGCUUCGGCAUUGCACCUCUCGACACAAUCGCAUCAUGCAGAUCAUAGCUCGCCGUGGGCAUUCCUCACAUGCUCGUCGCGCUGGCAUACAUCCUUUGCUGGCGACGGAUAA